Messenger RNA from Morus notabilis, 2368 nucleotides. RefSeq lists its product as uncharacterized. NCBI's taxonomy places the organism in Eukaryota, Viridiplantae, Streptophyta, Magnoliopsida, Rosales, Moraceae. The coding region runs from base 501 to 2135 and encodes 544 amino acids. The transcript has 11 exons. The record is from RefSeq and is a predicted model, not a curated record.
CAACCUAAAGUCCUAAACCCCCGCGCCGCGCGCUUUUUCCCCCUCUCUUCUUGUCUGUCCCUCUCUGUUUCUCUCUCAUCCCGGAAGAGAGAGAUAGGAUUUUCUUCGCCAGCGAAAACUCGGACCAAAAGAAAAAAAAAGGAAAAAGAAAAGAAAAAAGCGAGGGAGAAAGGGCCAUAACAACACCAACAAACAACCAUUAGGAUUAAGAGACCAUUCCUCUCUCUCUCUCUCUCUCUCUCUCUAAAUAUAUAAUUAUAUAAGAGAAUAAUAAGAGAGGAGGAGGAGCGAGAGAGCACUGGCUCUGACAUUCUUACCCGGAUCCGAAUUUGUCGGACCCACCUUCCGCCAUUGUUAAACGCAAAGCUUUCUUCUUCUUCUUCUUCUCUCUCUUUGAUUGCCUUCAGCGGUGGUCGUUGACGUCGUUGCAGACGGAUAUCUUCGAUUCCGAGAUCUGUUCCACAAGAGGUUCAUUUCUGGAGUUGUAUGAUUGAGGACUAAUGGGCGGGUGUGUCUCAACACCGUCGCAAAAAAUAAAAUCGAGAAGAAAGCGCAGUCACCAUUUCAUCAAACGCUGCGGAAAGAUUACCCGCUCGGUCUCUGAUGGUACCAAGAAAAGAAACAGUGAUACAGGAGCUUGUUUAACAGAUUAUGCUGUGAGUGAGUUUGUUCACAUGGACUUUGGGAAGGGUGGGGCUACUACUUGCAGAAGAUCCGAGGUUUCAAACGCAACAUUCCAUCUCACUCAGUUGCAAUGGCACCGCAGUCAAUGUGACACUAAUGUCGUUUGCCAAGAGGAAGCUUGGUUUGACUCGGUCAGCAUUUUGGAGUCUGACUCGGAUGAUGACUUUAGUAGUGUACAUGGAGAUGUUUUCCCAUUAGUAGGUAGUGCAAUUGGAAAUAUCUCAUCAGGUCAAGUGGUUCAAUAUGAAAGAUCAGCGUGUUUUGUCGAUAACAAGUGCAAAUAUGAAGAAUAUCAGAGCUUUGUGAAAAUAGAUGGAGGGAAGACUGAUGAAGUAUGCAGCAAGAGGAAGAAGAUUUUAGACCAUUCUCUUGGAAGCUUCAAAGGUUUCAAAGAGGAGAGACAUGAUUCUGAAGAGAAAACUAGCAGGAAGUCUAGUUUAACUAAAUUAUUACCCGCUGUAAGCUUCAAUGAGAAGCUUCUACAUCCGUCAAGUAUGGGUCCACAGCCACAGAAAAAACCUUCAGCAGUUUUCAGGCUUUCUUUCAAGAGGAGGUCCUGUGAAAGAGAAGAAGCCGUUGAACAAUGUCAAUCAAAAAGGUAUCUGUAUCGGCCAAGAGCAGGACAUAUUAUUCCAUGCUGUACAGGAGAGAAGCUAACCCCAGGAUGUUGGUCCGAGAUUCCACCCUCAACCUUUAAACUCCGCGGCGAGAACUAUUUCAAAGAUAAGAAGAAGUCGCCUGCUCCAAAUUACUGCCCAUAUACUCCAAUUGGUGUUGAUUUGUUUGUCUGUCCCAAAAAGAUUGAUCAUAUUGCUCAACACCUUGAGCUUCCAAAUGUAAUAGCUGAUGGAGUAGUACCUCCCCUCCUCAUUGUGAAUAUCCAGUUGCCCACUUAUCCCGCUGCGAUGUUCCUUGGUGAUAGUGAUGGAGAAGGGAUGAGUCUUGUAUUGUAUUUCAAAGUCUCUGACACUUUUGACAAAGACAUCUCUCCGCAAUGUCAGGAUAACAUCAAGAAAUUGAUUGAAGAUGAGAUGGAAAAGGUCAAAGGAUUUGCAAAAGAAUCCACCGUCCCUUUUAGAGAAAGGCUGAAGAUCGUAGCUGGGUUGGUCAAUCCUGAGGACCUUCAGCUGAGUUCUACUGAGAAGAAGCUUAUAAACGCUUAUAAUGAAAAGCCAGUCCUUUCACGCCCUCAGCAUAAUUUUUAUAAGGGUUCUAAUUACUUUGAGAUUGAUUUGGACAUUCACCGUUUCAGUUACAUAGCAAGGAAGGGACUUGAAUCCUUCAGAGAACGUUUGAAAAACGGAAUACUGGAUCUAGGACUAACAAUUCAGGCACAAAAGCCCGAAGAACUGCCGGAGAAAAUGCUGUGUUGUGUGAGGUUGAGCAAGAUUGAUUUUGUAGAUCAAGAUCAUAGCAGAAUACCCACACUAGUGACCCUCGAUGAUGAUUGAUGAGGAUGUUGAGAUGCAGAGCUCAGGACACCCCAUUAAUUGGGAAGAACCAAGACUGUAAACAUUCAACUGCCACCCAUUCCAGCCUUUUGUACAUCAAAAGAAAAUAAAUAAAUUCCUUGUUAAAAAGUCUGUGAUAGUAGCUUUCUAAAGUUUGAAUCUGUUUAUCAGCUGGUCAGAAUAAAGACAAUGUCGUUUUCUCUUGCAGUAGAAGUUGAAUAACGUUUUUUUUU